Molecule: messenger RNA, 6107 nt
Organism: Brienomyrus brachyistius
Lineage: Eukaryota; Metazoa; Chordata; Actinopteri; Osteoglossiformes; Mormyridae
Gene: atad5b
Product: ATPase family AAA domain containing 5b
Exons: 24
Coding region: 513-5909 (1798 amino acids)
Cellular component (GO): nucleus
Molecular function (GO): DNA clamp unloader activity; ATP binding; DNA binding
Source: RefSeq, a predicted model, not a curated record
UAUUUGGCGCCAUUUGUGCGAGUAGAUACUAGAGAGCGGUGGUAUUAGGCGCUCUUUUUGAAUUGUGUUCGAAAUAUCGUUUUUCUAAAAACUUUUAUCUUUCCGUAAAUGGGUAUAUUUUACGUGAGGACAUGUCUUACUGCGUAUUGUCUGUCGAGCUGAUUACACCUACACGUUUUGCUUUGCCUGUUCUUUUCUGUCGGCUAUAGCUAACGCGCCAGUCUGGACGACUGUCCGUGAGCAGUUAUUUAUUUAUAUUUUUAUAAUGAAUUUUAGUUUUAGCCGGCGACAUUGUGCAGUAUGAGCGAAGUAAUUUCUUGUCUGCCAGCUUGCUAAAUUUUUGGUUAGUCCGCAUGUUACCUGAAGGCUAGUCGUAUAACAAUAGGCGGCUAAACGGUUGUCAUUUGGUUCUUUGCUGUCUUUGGGAAAUGAAAAUGUAUAGCUGAUACAGUUCGGUUUCUUACCGUGUAGCUGUCAUAGCACUUACAUUCCCUCUGCAAAAUUGAAGCGGUAUGGCUGGGGCCGUUGCUAUGGCGUCUGUAAUUGAAGAUUUUGACACACAGCCCUGCAAGAAACAAAGAAAAGAUGGGGAUACUACUUCCGUUAAACCAAUUACUAACUACUUUCAGCCCAUGUCAAAAACUACAGAGAAGGUGUUCUCACCCCCCAAGUCCAGCUCUAUCACAGAUUAUUUCAGAAAGACCCCACCUGCUUUGGAGAAGAGCAGCAUGUCCGAGCAGAGCAAAGAGAAUGGGCAGAAGCAGCGGGAGGCUACCAGCCACACAGAAACCCCCACAAGACCAGCCAAGGCUCAGAGGUUCAGGAAGGGCAGGAAGCCAGGCAAGGCACUUGCUUUCAGCAAACAGGCUCAGGGCGACUGCAUGGAGGUCAUCUCACUUUCAGAAUCCAGCUGUUCCAACAUGGAGACGGCGCCCCUGGAAGAAGCAGGGAUGGCUCCGGCCCUCCUGGGCAGCGAGACUGCGGCCCUCCUGGCUCAGGUCAGCAUGGAGGCAUUUGAUGGAGAAAAGAGCCCCCCCAUGGAGAGCUCAGCAGCGACAGAUAAGCAUCCCAAAAAGUGCCUCCAAGAGACUACCAGAAAAAGGCCCUCUGGAAAGAAGAACCUGAGGGGCAGUUCAGGCUGCUCUUUGGAGUCCCAGGAGGAAUGUGGCAAGAUGAGCAAUGGAGAAGGUGGGGUUCAGUCUCCAAGGUCAUGUGACGUCACCACGGAGGUGGAUAACGCCACUGGUCUGAAUGGCGGAACCAUUACAAUCUCGUUUGAGGACUUCCUUCAGAGUCAAAUUGAAGAGGAUGCUGUCAGUCCUAAGGACACUGAAAAAGAUGCACAGGUGCAGUCUGUGGCUGCUUCUGCUCAGGGCGAUCCUCAACAAGUGUCCCCACGUACCCUUACAAUUCAGGCAGAAGUCCACCCUGUCUCAAAUGCACCCGAGCUGGUAAUGAACACCAAGAAGAGGCUGGCAUCCAUAUUCACUAGGAGACAGACACAAGAGCAUGUCAAGAGGAUAGUGGAAGGUUCAAACUCCCCACAGGAAAAGUCUGAGUCCCUUCCAGCUCCCAGGCGGAAGUCCAAUGUGGUCCUGCGUGAGGAGGAUCUGGAGCUGGCUGUCAUUGAGCCUGGUGCCACCACCAAAUGCAGUCAGGCUGAAAGAAAGCAGUUCAUGAAUGCCUUCAGGCAGCCUGGCCAAGAAACUGGCAAAACUAGCAAACCCAAAAAGGGUCCUAGCAGACAGGAGACAGCAGUGGAAAGAGCUGCUGAGGUCCAGGAAGAUCCACCGACCAAUGUGGAGGCUACAAAUGAGGAAGAAGGCCAGACUUCUACGUCCAAGCCGCUGGGAGAUGAGAAGCCGGGGAGGAAGGGAGGCAGCAGGCUCAGGAGAGCAAGCAAGAAGAACGCAGAAGAACCUCCACCUGUCCCAGCUCUAGAGGAGAAGCCAUCAGUGGGAACUGAGGGAAAGGACGAUCGACUCGACCCGGCUGGCGAUGGCAGUAACACACCUGCUGGGACCACACCGAUGCGAAGGUCCACCAGGGGCCGACCUCAGCAGAUGACCCCAGAGCAGAAGGUAACCAUGCAGGCUCCCCUAACCAGGAGCCGAGAGAGACUACAAAGGCAGCGGCUGCCUGAGAAAGCCUCUCAGGGGAACUCUUCACCGGCGGUCACGCCUAAGACACACCGGUUCAUUCGCAGUGUGUACAGGGCCGAGAUGCUCUCACCUCCAGAUGACAAGGGAAGCCCCAUCAGGAUGAGAAUCCAGCGUGUGUUCAUGGACUCUGAACCUAAAUCUGCUGAUGGGAGUGACUAUGAAAUAUUAAGUCCUGUAGCUACUAAGGCUGCUGCACCCAAGACCAGAAAACAGGCCAGAAAGCUAUUCCACAAAGCUCAAGCUCUCCAGCAGAAUAAAAAGACGGGUGAUGUGGACGACAAAGGCUCAGUACGGCGCUCCCUGAGAAAUCGGGACCUGAAGACCACCAACUGUGAGGAUGAGGACUCUGUGGUGUGUCUGGAAGAUGAUGAGGAGGGGGAGGGGCCUGUCCUGGCUGCGAAGGUCGAAGGUGAAAAACAGCUGCGUACUGUGAAUGAAGUGCUGGGAAAGGCUGCCCCUAUUGGCAAGGAGGCUCGGGGUUGUGCAGCUUCCAAAGUGGCGCCUGUAUUUCUCAUGAAAAAGGGACAGAAGCCAUCGGCGGUCAUCUCAGUUUUUGACGAUAGCAGUCGCGAAGGCUCGGAGAACUCGCAGGACGACGAGCAGUUCAAAGCCCGCAGGGAGUUCCUAAAGAGUGGCCUCCCUGAAUCCUUCAGGAAGCAGCUCGCCAGGAGCGCAGCCAGUCAGGAAGCCUACUCUGCAGCCUGCGCCUCCUUCCAGGCCGUGGUCCACGUACAGCAGAAGCCCCAGGAUUGUGCGAUUUGGAGUCUGCCGUGGCCUGGGUCAGCAUUGUUAAAACACCUAGAGAUGUGUUGUCUGGAGCCCCCCAAGCCCAUUCUGUCGCCUGGACAGCUUGGUUACACCAAGACCCUUCCUGCGCUGAGAGCCCACAAAGACCAGGGCCCCGGCUGGAGGGAGGAUUUGUCAGAGCAGGUCCGCAACUGUCUGCUUGAGGAAGUGAGGGCGUCCAACCCUCUAUUUCCAGUCCGGAGGUUCUUUACCUGGUUCCACAAAAAGCGUGCCAACCAUCUGCUACAGUGCAUGGCCUCAGACUCGGAUGAAAGUCCGACUGCUCCCAGUAUUCCGGCUCCCUCCAAGGCCGCGGGCAAGAAGAGGAAGCACAGGGUGGAGGAAGAAGGUGGAGAGGGGCUGUCCAAGCGGCGGCGGUCCAGCCGGGGACAGCCCAUCGUGAUUGAGGACAGUCCCCCAGCUGUGAGCGAGAGUGCUGGGGCGUCCUCAGAGUUGCAAGGGAGAGGCCGGCUGAGUCGAGCUCAGCGGCAGAGGAAGGAUGAUGGAAAGACACCUGCUGAAAAUGUCCCUUUAAUUGUGCUUGAUACACCAGAACCACCAGGGAAUUCUGGGAAAGGAGGCUGUGUGAAGGAGGAUGUGCUGUGGACGGAGAAAUACCAGCCGCAGCACUCCAGUGAGGUCAUCGGGAACUCCGCUGCAGUAAAAAAACUGCACAGCUGGUUAAAGGACUGGAAGCUGAGGGCGGACCGGGAGGAGAAGAGGAAUCGGAAGGAGAGGAAACAGGAGGAUGACAGCUGCGACUCCUGGGACUCCGGCGACUUCCGCGGGGAGGAGGAACCAAGCGAGGAGCAGUUGUGUAACACGCUACUGAUCACGGGCCCCUCGGGAGUGGGCAAGACGGCGGCGGUGUACGCCUGCGCUCAGGAGCUGGGCUUCAAGGUGUUUGAAGUAAACGCCUCCUCCCAGCGCAGUGGCCGUCAGAUCCUGUCCCAGCUAAAGGAGGCCACCCAGUCCCACCAGGUGGACAUCCAGGGGACUGGGAUCUUCAAGCCGUCUUUCUUCAACAGCUCCAGUGCCGGGUCCGUCCGAUGCGGCACAUCCCCGAGGAAGAGAAACUCUCCCAGAAAGGUGGUCUCCUCUCCCAGAAAACCUCCCCAGUCCCCCAGGGGUGCAGCAUCCAGAAGGGGCGGUCUGGCUCCCACCACACUGGCUGAUUUCUUCAAGGUGGCCAGACCCAAGGGCAAGAACCCUGACAGUCAGGCAGUGUGUCCACAGAAUGCUCGUGUUCGGGUUGCCGGGAAAGCAAAAGAGGGGAUUUCGUCCAGCAAACCAGCGGCGUCUAAGAAGGAGCCUACAGCAGAGGAGCAGAGCAAGAAAACAGCCACCUCGCUUAUUCUGUUUGAGGAGGUUGAUGUCAUAUUUGAAGAUGACUCAGGAUUCCUUGCUGCUAUUAAAACAUUUAUGAGUACAACCAAGAGGCCGGUGAUCUUGACCACCAGCGAUCCCACGUUUAGCACCAUGUUUGAUGGACAGUUUGAGGAAAUCCAUUUCGAAACUCCAUCAGCGGUGAACGUUAGAACCUACCUGCAGCUGGUGUGCCUGGCGGAGAACGUGCGGACUGAUGCCGGUGACCUGUCCUCCCUGCUGCGCUGGACAGGCUGCGACGUGCGGCAGAGCCUGCUGCAGCUGCAGUUCUGGGUGCGCAGUGGUGGGGGGCAUCCGGCCCCCCGGCCGUUUCUGGCUCCGCCCCCCGAAAGCGCAGUUCCAGGUGAUUCUGGUUCGGCUGUGGAUAAAGAGGAACCGGCCAAGAAUGUAGACCCGCCAGCUGACCUGCCUCCCUGUGACACCAGCUGCACCGAAAGCCUGUUAGGCCUUUUAAACAUCGAACCUGCACUGGACCUCCAGCAUCUGUGCAAGUGUAAGUCAUCUACUGAACCAGAGAGCCAAAGAUUCUGGGAGGUGCUGUCAGAUAGUUGGGGAAGGGGAGUAGACCUCCUUUACUCCAACAUGGAGCACCUCCUGCCCCUGCCAACCAGUACCUUGAGAAGCCGUGGCCCCAAUCCUCCAAAGGUACCUGACCCGGCGCCACAAGAGGAGGCAGGGCUGAGACGACAGCACCCGUGGCUCGACGACCUGAGUGACGAGAGCCCUGUGAAGGUCUCCUCCAGCAGCAAGAGGAGGAAGGUCCGCUCAGGCCAAGUUGCCGUUGUGUCGGACGUGGACUCUGAUGACGGAUUCCUCUCGCUUUGUGAACCCUCUCAAAAGGCACCCUCAAAUUCGGAGGAAACGUCCCAGUCAGAAGCUGCUAGAGAAAAGGCUCCGAAGUAUUUAAGGGCUGGGGCAAGGGCGGAGCGCUCGCCGUCAGAACAGAAGGCUGAUGAACUCGUAUCAAGCUGUCUGGACUCCCUGGCUGGAUUCCUGGAUCACAUGUCCUUCCUGGACUCUGCAUUGGCUCGCACAGAACUGGAGAGCACCUUCCGGGGGGGAGCUCUCAGCUGGACGGGGGCUGGAGUGAAGAACGGUCUGAUGGACGAACCAAGAAUGGAGCCUGUAGUUGGUGUUGAAGGAAGGAGCUUGGCGGAGAUCAGGGCCACCGUGGAGGCUGUGAGCUUCCAGCAGUGCCGGGCAGGAGUCGAGCGGGUGUGGACGGACGCCCAGGAGCUAGAGCAGGAGGCAAGGGAGGAGGUCUUCGGGAGGCUCAGCUUGCCUGUGGCCCCACACAGACAGGGCUUCAGCCUUGGUCACACCGGAUCCUGUGAGCCAAGUGUGGCCAAGAAGCGCUCUGAGGUCCUGAGGGCAGUUUCCAGCCGAAUGUUUGGCAUUCUGGGUAAUAAGCCUGCCGCAGCCGUGGAUUACCUGCCCAUGCUCCGCACCAUCUGCAGGUCGGAGAGGCUGAAGGAGCAGGGAAAAAUCAAGCGCAGGUUCUUGCACUACCUAGAUGGCAUUCAUCUUAACCUCCCCAGGAACACAAUUCAGCACCUGGCAGAGGACUUCCCCUGAGAGGGUUACAUCUUCCAGGACUCUGGUGCUCCAUCACAAACUGUGUAGUAGCUUAAACAGAAUAUUUUAUACAUCCUGUUUCAUUGCUGUGAGUUUGUACAUUUUAAAGCAGCUAACCAUUUGUCAACAUGUAUUUUUGUACUAUGCUUUAGAUUUUGAAAAAGUUUUAAAGAAAUAAAUUUACAUUUAUGUUAUGAA